AUGUCAGUAAAGGAGGCCCUAUGUAUUGUGCCGAAAGUGUUCGAAGGGAACAAGAAGGAUGUAAGAGAAUUUAUCGAAAAUGUAUAUGCAGCUUUUGAAUUAGUAAAGCCUGAGGAACACGAAACGUUAUUGAAGUUCGUUAAAGCAAAGAUAACCGGUGAGGCCAGGUCGAGAUUGCAGGUGCGUGAACGCACAGGUACGUGGCAAGAGGUGAAACGCGUUUUAGAGGAAAAUUAUGCCAGUAAGCGUACUAUAGACUACUACGCAUGUAAAAUUUUCCAAGCCAGACAGGGACAAGGGGAACCGAUAGCAAUGUGGGCAAGCAGAAUUGAUGAAAUGCAGAGAGACUUUCGAGAAGCGGUAAACAGAGUUAUGGCCAGAGAAAACUUGAGAGGUGCAAUAGAACAAGUUGAUUCCUUAGGAAGAGCGUGCUUUAUACAGGGUUUAAGUAAUGACAGAAUACAAACAAUAGUGAGAAGCAGAGGCGAUGAAAUUACGUUGGCAGCAGCAGUGGAGUUGGCACUGCAGGAAGAGAGUGCGAUAUUGUCCAUGAAAGAGCGGGGACUAGCCCCGAGGGUAACGUACACUAGAAAUAAAGAAGCUGUAAAAAACGUGAGAGAAAAACCAACACCAGAAGCCAAAUUUUCUACUGAGUCAUUAAAUGUGUCAUUCCGGCCGCCUGUGACGAUGGAAACCACCGCCACCUCAGCUCGAUCACCGCCGUCGGACCCGCGCCGCUCCGGCCCCUGGACGGAGUCCGCCGCACCAGAGGACGGCCCAGCCGCACCCGCCGACGCAUCUGCAAGAGAAGUUUGUGAGGCCCUCAGCUUCUGCUAG
Schistocerca serialis cubense is the source of this 837-nucleotide messenger RNA. RefSeq lists its product as uncharacterized. The coding region runs from base 1 to 837 and encodes 278 amino acids. The record is from RefSeq and is a predicted model, not a curated record. The transcript is spliced from 2 exons. Lineage: Eukaryota; Metazoa; Arthropoda; Insecta; Orthoptera; Acrididae.